Molecule: messenger RNA, 2154 nt
Organism: Colletotrichum karsti
Lineage: Eukaryota; Fungi; Ascomycota; Sordariomycetes; Glomerellales; Glomerellaceae
Exons: 2
Coding region: 1-2154 (717 amino acids)
Molecular function (GO): protein binding
Source: RefSeq, a predicted model, not a curated record
AUGCGCUCAGUACUGACCGGACUGUACCCUAGACACUGGCAACUGCGAUCACUCAUCAGCGCCGAGAAACAGAAGUUCGUCUAUUUCCCUGGGGGCACUGGCAGCAACCACGUCCAGCGUCUCAAUACCGCCACCAACGAAUGCGAGACCGUCAAGUUCCUUUCCUUUUCGCCACGAUGCCUCGUUGCCGAGAAUGGAUGGAUUUGCUGCGGAGGAGAGACCGGCGAGUUCACGGCGAUUCAGCUCGAGAGUGCGGCCGAUGACACCAACGAUCUCGACCUCCCGCUCAAUCUGGAGCCCGACGCUCGUCUGCCCCUCGGAUUAGACUCCGAUUCGCCUCGUCCCGAAGAUACCGUCUUCUCUUUGAUCGCCCAGUCACGACGCUUGAACUCGAACACCCGACUGAAUAAGAGCUACACGGCCAAGAGUCAGAAGCUAGCGCGCGACCGCGUCAACUGCAUAACCAUGUGGUUCCCGCCCAUCGCCGGCCCCAUGCACCACGGCGCCUACACCGAACCCGCCGCCGUUCUGGCGAACAACGACAAGUCGGUGGUUCUGGUCAGCUUGCGCGACUUUGAAAGCCAAGACAAGGUUGAGCCGUUGGACGUGGUGACAUACCCGGACUACGUCAACCGGGCCAUCAUAUCUCCCGAUGGCAGGCUCUUGAUCGCCGUGCUGGACGACCCAUUUCUAUACAUUCAUCACCGGGUUGAGAUAUCUACAAUGGAUGAGGGGGGCCCAUUUAGGGCCGAGGACAAGGCCGAGUUUCGGUGGGAGCUGUGUGGCAAGAUCUUGCUGAAAAGCCAACGCAGGGACGACAGUUCUGACAGCAGAGGGAGCUUCGCUGCUUGUUUUUCCAACACCGGAGCUUACCUGGCCGUGGGAACUCAGUACGGCACCGUCUCCAUCUUCGAUGUGGCGGGCUUGACUGACCCGGACGUCACCGACCCCUUACUGACGUCGUUUACAUCAUCAAAACCAAUGGCCGGGUCUGGGGCCAUUCGUGAUAUGGCCUUCUGCCCAGGUCCCUAUGACCUCCUGGCAUGGACAGAAGAUCGCGGUCACGUCGGCGUCGCUGAUCUGAGGACUGGAUUCGUCCAGCGCCAGAUCCUUGACAUCAGCGCCGACGGCGAUUUCGAACACGUUCCUGUGCUCGAUCGCAUGACGAUAGACCCUCGUCUGUUGGAGGGUCGUGGCGAACGAGAAAACAACUCCCUACUUGGUGUAUGGGAGAGUAGCCGUCGGCGGGAACGUCACCACAUGGCUCUCACCCCUGACGAGACCCGGGUGCUUGAGGCUCUGCAAGAGGAGCGGAGGAGGAGGGAGCAAAGGGACCGAAUCGUGGCACGAAUGGCGGAGCAGAACCAAAGUCUGUCACCCCUUCAGUACCCACCCCCGAACCAGCGGGGAGGACGACUUCCCCGUCUUACCGAUUUCGAUCCUAACCCUGGAGCAGGCUCAACGCGCGCACGAAGCAGUAGCGUCUCUCGUGCCCUGGGAGGGCAGAGCGACGUGACUCGCACGACAGGGGAUCGUGGCGACCUCCAGUCCGGCACCAUGUCUCGUGCUAUCGGUGAUAUUCUGGACAACAUACGGGACUCUAGAGAGCGAGCACAGGAACGGAUACGCAAUGCUCACCGUCUGAUCUCGCAGUCGAAUUCUGAUCGAGACCGUAUGCUAGGUCUGAUGAAUGCCGCUACCCCGCAAAGACAAGAGGUCGCCAUGAGCUUAGAUUUCGGGGGACGUUCUCCAGGGGGCCUGAUCCAACAUUCGGAGGAUUCACGGGGGGAUUCGCGCCCUCUGGCACCACCGGCGACCAGCGGCUGGGCCGAUCUCGAAGCCGUAUACAGCUUGUCGUUCGAAAGCAGCGUUCAGGAGCUGCGCGCCGCUACGAGAGACCGUGACAGAGACCGUUCUGGUAUCUUACCGCUCCUCAACAGUGUUGCCAUGCGCGAGCUUGAGGAGCGCAACGCUCGGCGGCGGGCCGUACUUGAGCACGGCGUUCAUGAGGCCCCACCCGAGCCCGACAAUACUGCUGGGAUAUCGUGGAGCGAGGACGGCCGUAUUUUGUACGUGGGGGCGGAGAAUGGCAUCUACGAGUUUCACGUCGAUGUGCAGAGCCGCAAAUUCCAUCCGAAUCUGACUUUGCGAUGA